GGUGGGACGACGCCGAUAACUUAUGACUUCAGAUUUAAUUCAAAGUGUUGCAUACCUAAGACUGCUCCUCAGAUUCUAAGGUUUCAUCACGUCCUGUUUACUCUCUUUUAGUUUAUCCGACUUACGACGCUCUUUCCGAUCCUUUUUUUUUUACAUUCCAUUAGCCCAACAACAACAUCACAACAAUCUGCGACAAUAAACCAAGAACUCCUUGCAGAAUCAAGAUCAAUACUUCGAGCAAUCCCUUUUAACUCAACUCCCCUUGCCUUUCAAGCAGCUCAAUUCCGACCCUGUCGUCAUCGCCAUGGCAGGAAUCAACUCUCCUCAACCCGAUCUGAAUCGGAAUCGGCUUCCUACACUAUUCGAAGUGCUUAGUAGAAGGACUUUACCCCCGGUCGAUCUAUUCUCAUUCUACAUUUAUAUGAGGGAUCAGCAGCGCUCUGUUGAUUAUCUUGAUUUUUGGUUUGUCUUCCUUGUAUUAAAUUGCUCAAUUCAAUCACUAAUUCAAGGGCAGGCUUGAUGUUGCUCAACACAUGUCGCUAUGCCGACACUACGUCCGAGAAUUGCGGAGAUCUGUAAUGAUUGGUACACCUAAAGGCGAUGAUGCGCAAUCUAAACGAUCCUCCGCUGUUCUAGAAAAUCUGGGCGAGAUGAAUCAUCCAGCUGCUGGACCGUCCAUGUUCAACACAGAAAAGGAGAAAAACCAAGAUGCUCAGAUGUCGGCUUUCCUUAGAGAAAAAUCUGAUACUGGAGAAGUUGUGGCUCCACAGGGACACCACUCUCCUUCUCAUAGUCUAGGCUCCAAUUCUGGCCACAACCUCGGAAACAUGUCUAGCGAAAGGCCCAGACCCAGCUUUAUGAGCAGUCCAUUGGAAUUGACAUCGGAUUCAAACUCACCUGCACACACUGUCGCAAGAGCCGACAUUCGAGCCUCUGCCGAAAAGAUUCUCUAUACCUUCCUGCUUCCAGGUGCUGAGCGUGAGAUCAUUUUACCACAUGCCAUUACUCAAGAUAUUACGAUUUCUAUUGAAGAGCGGGGACGUGAUGACCCAGAAGUUUUUGAUGCAGCCAAGGAUUACGUUUUCCAGGCAAUGGAACGUGAUGCUUUCCCAGGGUUUCUAAGAAUGAAAGCUUUGGGCAAUCUAGUUCCUCCUUCAAUGAUGUUAAGACUGAUUGUUGGUUUGCUAUCCAUGUUUGCGGCAUUCUGGGUUGGAUUCAUUCUAAUCUUUUUGGACUAUCCCCACCAUACUCGUGUCUGGGUAUGUAUUUACCAAUCUAUCCCUACAUUUUUCAUCCAGAUACUGACAUACUUCCAGCUCAUCAUUCCUUUCACAAUUGGUGUCUAUGCCCUCUGUUCUCACCAAUAUGCACUCGAUCCUAUUCUUGCCUUGGCUGGAUAUAGUGAAUACACAUUCAUGUCCUUCUCCAAAAUCAGGGAACCCUUUGUCAAGAGGCUUCUCAACAAACGGGCACUCAUGGUCCUCAUGGUUACAGCUAUAACAGAUGCAGCAUUAGUCCUGCUAUUUGCCUUGGUGCCCGGCAAGAGAUUGUAAAUAUGAAAAUGUGUAGAUGGAAGCCAACCAAAACAAUAUAGAUAGCAGUUGCAAAAUUGCAUAAAAAGACCUAAAACUAGAGCAUGGAGUCUGGGAGGAAGGAAGGAAUGGCAAUUUGGGACUUGUGUUUAUAGAGCGAGGUGUUCUGGGGACAAAUUUCUCUUUCAUGUAAAGUGAUUUGGGACUUUGUACACAGGGAUUGACUGGCAGGAAGAUAUCACAGGUUGAUUUGUUGGCGUUGACUUGACUGAUUUUUUUUAUUCGGGAGGGAAUUUCAUUGUUUUU
Sclerotinia trifoliorum is the source of this 1838-nucleotide messenger RNA. NCBI's taxonomy places the organism in Eukaryota, Fungi, Ascomycota, Leotiomycetes, Helotiales, Sclerotiniaceae. The record is from the annotation of a GenBank genome assembly.